Molecule: messenger RNA, 414 nt
Organism: Rodentolepis nana
Lineage: Eukaryota; Metazoa; Platyhelminthes; Cestoda; Cyclophyllidea; Hymenolepididae
Source: the annotation of a GenBank genome assembly
AAUUCUUUCUCUUACAAUCUGACGUUUCGUCUUUGCCUUAGAAACAACAUUUGUCGACUGCCAAAAGACACUGGUCCAUGCAAAGGUGGUCACGCUCGAUAUUAUUACGAUCCGAAUACUGCAAAGUGUCGUCUUUUCAUGUAUGGCGGUUGCCUUGGCAACGGAAAUCGAUUCACCACCAAGGUGGAGUGCGAAGAAGCCUGUGGAGCCAUGAGUGAAGUCUACGACACUGGAGCUCCCCCAGCGAAAGUUAAUGAGGCUUCAGGAGUUCAAGUUCAAAAAGCACCCCAAGUUCCAGUGGAAGUUUUCGAGGAAAUGAGAAGGAUUACUGUUAUGUAUUCAGAGAGAUAUCGUGAGUUUAACUUACAUCGAAAUGAGAAUGUGAUAAUGAAAGCAAUUCUCCAAGAAAAAUAG